AUGGCGACCACGGCGGUCCUUAAAGCAUGGGAGGCAUGUGAUUUGACUGAUACAGUCUUCGUCCUCGUCUGCACCGUCUUCUGCUGGCCAAUCAUCCCAGCGGUUGGCCUUGCAUACUCCGGCUACAGCCAUCGCCGCAAUGGCAUGGCCUCCUUCAUGCCCUCUCUCUUAGUCAUCUCCGUCUGCUCCAUCCAAUGGUUUAUCAUCGGCUACUCCUUGGCCUACGGAGAUGGCUCCGGUGUCGUUGGAGACUUCAAGUAUGCCUUCCAUAGAGGGGUUCUGUCUGACCCCGUUGGAACCAUACCGGCGAUCUUGUUCAGUGAAUUCCAACUGGUCUUCGAAGCCACGGUCUGUGCUAUUGCUGUUGGAGGGGCCUGUGAAAGAGGGAGAGCGCUACCGCUGAUUCCUUUCAUCUUCCUUUGGUCAUCGUUCAUAUACUGCCCUCUAGCCCAUAUGGUCUGGUCAGAAACCGGCUUCCUCGCCAACCUCGGCGUCUUGGACUUUGCAGGCGGAACACCAGUGCACAUUUGCAGCGGUGCCACAGCUUCUGCCCUGUCGAUCUAUCUCUCCUAUCCCGUCUUCCGGUCUCGCAAGUCUGAUAAGCGUACACCGUCACAUCUCGCUCUCCACAGACCAGGCAACUCCAUGUCUCAGCUAAUUGCUCUAGUCAUCAUCUGGAAUGCCUGGUUGGCUUUUGAUGCAGGAACUACUCUCAGCUUGAACUUCAAGUCUGUUAUGGCGCUGUGUGUUACCAAUCUUUGUGCUUCGGCUGCGGCGUUGACUUGGGCAUGUAUGGCCUACUUCGAGACUGGAAAGUGGUCGCUGGACUCCACCUUUAUGGGUGCCAUCUCUGGGUUGGUCAUGAUCACCCCUUCUGCUGGAUUCAUCGAUAUGCCCACCGCCUUCUUUCUUGGAAUCGGCAGUGCUGUCGUCUGUCGCCAGGCCUUGCGCAUCAAGUUCACCAAGUUCGCUGCACGAUGGAGAUGGGUUGACAAUGGGGAUACUUUUGCAAUUCAUUGCGUUGGUGGGAUUCUCGCAACUAUUUCGACGGGGCUCUUUGCUCGCAAGGAAGUUGCUGCUUAUGAUGGAGCAACAGUCAUCGAUGGUGGUGUCUUCUUCGACGGUAACGUUAAGCAGGUUGGUAUUCAACUGCUGGAAGCCAUGAUUGGUUUCACGUGGUCCUUCGUUGGAUCGUAUAUCAUCUUCGCGCUGAUCGACUGUGUUCCUGGACUCGAAGUGCUGGCCAAGGACGACGACAUCGUUUCGGGCAUGGAUGUUGCUGAGAUGGAGGAGUCAUUCCAUGAAUACCAUGAAGGAGACUAUCAUCCGUUCAAGAACGGAAGCAUUCUGCUGGAGUGA
Molecule: messenger RNA, 1359 nt
Organism: Hyaloscypha bicolor E
Lineage: Eukaryota; Fungi; Ascomycota; Leotiomycetes; Helotiales; Hyaloscyphaceae
Product: Rh-like protein/ammonium transporter
Exons: 4
Coding region: 1-1359 (452 amino acids)
Biological process (GO): ammonium transmembrane transport
Cellular component (GO): plasma membrane
Molecular function (GO): ammonium channel activity
Source: RefSeq, a predicted model, not a curated record